CUGCCAUCUUAUAUUUACUUGGAAAACAAAAAGUGGUCUAAGAGAGUAAAGACAAAUAAUGACACCAGCUUAAUGGAUUAUGCUGAAUAAGGAAAUUCUCUGCAACCAUGCCAAACAUCCAGGAAUGUGAGCGAAUGUGUCAUGCGGGGCCUUUGUCAGCAUGUACAGACACCUUGAUUGCAAAAAGGUACUUGCUACAGCAGAGGCUUGGCAAGGGGAGCUUUGGCACUGUCUACCUGGUGAUUGACAAAAAGGCAAAAGAUGAACAGGAGAGCCUAAAAGUUCUAAAAGAGAUACCUGUUGGGGAACUGAAUCCCAAUGAAACAGUUCAAGCAAAUGUGGAAGCCCAGCUGCUGUCAAAGUUGGAUCACCCUGCCAUUGUCAAAUUUCAUGCCAGCUUCCUGGAGAAUGAAAGUUUCUGUAUCAUCACAGAAUAUUGUGAGGGCAGAGAUCUGGAUUUUAAAGUUCGUGAAUGCAAGAAGAAUGAGGAAAAAAUUGCUGAAAAUCAGGUUGUGGAAUGGUUUAUCCAGUUAUUACUUGGUGUUAACUACAUGCACGUAAGGAGAAUUCUUCACAGAGAUUUAAAGGCAAAGAAUAUAUUUUUGAAAAAUAAUUUACUAAAAAUUGGGGAUUUUGGGGUUUCUCGUCUUUUGAUGGGCUCGUGUGAUCUAGCAACAACAUUCACUGGGACCCCUUAUUAUAUGAGCCCCGAGGCCUUGAAACAUCAGGGCUAUGAUUCUAAGUCAGACAUUUGGUCCCUAGGUUGCAUCCUCCACGAGAUGUGCUGUCUGGAACAUGCAUUUAUUGGCUACAAUUUCUUGUCUGUUGUUAUUAGUAUUGUAGAAGGGGAAACACCAUCUCUCCCAGACUGUUAUUCAAGCAGCCUUAAUUUGAUAAUGAACAGAAUGCUAAACAAAGAUCCUGCCCUGCGUCCUAGCGCUGGAGAAAUAUUACAAGAUCCAUUUAUUAAUGAGCAACUAAAGCAAGUAAAAUGGGAAGUGUAUGGAGCAGAGGUAAAAGACAAAACGACCAUCUGCAAGAAAGAAGCUGAUCAAAUAAGAAAUGUUGUUCAGAGGAAGUUUCAUCUCCAAACUCUACGGGAGCUCUCUGAGGUCCAGAAAAUGACCCCAAGAGAACGAAUGAGGUUACGAAAGCUGAAUGCUGCUGAUGAGAAGGCAAGAAGGCUAAAACAACUUGCAGAGGAAAAAUAUCAAGAAAAUCAUAAGCGAAUGCAGGAACUGAGGUCUCGCAAUUUUCAGCUCCAUAGCAUUGAUGUUCUUCAUGUGCAGCAAGAUGAUACAUCAAACCACCUGAUACAGUCAGAGCCAAUGAGCGCAAGACAUUACACACCUCAGAGCUAUGAAGAUGAAAGUGAAGAUAUACAAGACAGACUUUGCGCUUCAGAACCUAGUCGAGAAAUUCCAGAAGAUCCGUGUGUAGCAGAUGCAUAUUAUGAAGAUGGUUUCGACUCUUGUUCUGAAGAAAGUGAUGAAUGUGUUGAGGAGGAAGAUGAAUAUGAUAGUGGGUCCCAAAUUACAUACCAACAGGACAGUGAUGUGAAGGCAAUGGUGCUGCAUUUGGAAGAUGUACUGGCUUCCAGCUGUUUUGAUACAGAUGCUGCCACCAACAUGUCUCCACCCGUUCCCUUGAGAUCAAGAGCUAUAAAUGAUACCAUGGCACAAACCAAGCUGAAGCGCAUGAGAGAGUCAGCUGUGCAAAGUAUGGGCAAGAAAUCCUUUGAUAAGGUCUAUAGCUACCUGAAAAGCGCAAGGCAAAAUAAGACCAGUGAAAAGGAAGUAAAGAAGCAACUAGAGAGUAUGGUCUCUAAGCCAAGUGAGUGCUUUAUAGUAGACCAACUUCUCUACUUUGAGGAAGAACUGGCAGUCAUAUCUUCAAGAACAGGCAAAGCUUGAUAACAUUCAUCAAUGGAAAAAAACAAUCAUACAAUCAUUAACAAGGGUUAAUAAUGCAGGUUCCUUGGCACAUUGUAACUGCACAGAGAAUUCAUUGGAGGUGACACUUGACUUCUUGAGGCUCAUUUAUCAACACCGUUACUGGCUUUUUUAGCCAGCUGCAGGUACAUUGAAAGAAACAAUUUGAUUUGUUGCCAUGGGUUACUGCUUAUGGGUAAAUUUGCCCAGUGUUGAUAAAUGACCCCCCCUUGUAUCUAAAACCCCUUUGUCCAACAUUUAAUCUGCCAUAGUACCACUUGUUCAUAACUAGGUGAUAAUAUAUUAAAUAUAUAAUAUUGUCGCUCUCCUGUUAUUAAAGUUAUAUCCAGAAGAACAAACUAGUAUUUACCCAGAUUUCACCCCAUCUGGUCCUUUGAUUGUCCUUCCACUGCUCUUCUCUCCCCUAAAACUGUUGGGUCCACGUUUGGUGUAAAAGAACAAUGUGGUAUCUGCUGGAAGCUGUAAUACACUGGAAAAUAUAGUCUUUAGUCCAACAAUGUAUGAAAAGAACAUAUAUUUCCUGUGCACUAAAAACCUAAAAAUUGUAAACAUGUCUAUUAAAUGUAAAAAAACAAUAUGAAAUGUAAAUUCUUCUUUGUUGUAUUACUAAGUUGAUCGUUAAAUAAAAUGACUGUUAAAUAAAA
This is a messenger RNA of Xenopus tropicalis (tropical clawed frog), 2596 nucleotides long. RefSeq names its product NIMA-related kinase 11 (gene nek11). The record is from RefSeq and is marked provisional. Gene Ontology annotation, cellular component: nucleolus. Gene Ontology annotation, molecular function: ATP binding; protein kinase activity; protein serine/threonine kinase activity. NCBI's taxonomy places the organism in Eukaryota, Metazoa, Chordata, Amphibia, Anura, Pipidae.